AUGUCUGCUCUUCAGUCCACGCCCUCCAAGCAGGCUGCAACUGCAACUGAUAACCUCAAGAUGACCGACUCUCCUGCAAAGAAGCUUGACUUCUCGUCAACAGACAAGGAGAACACAUUCAAGCCCAUCGUCGGCAUUCCAGAUGACUUUGAUGCGGACGAUGAGGAGGUGAAGCCAACCGUUGCUCCUACAAUCAAGCCCGAGGAAGCAGACGAGCCCCUCCUUCAAGAAAACCCUGGACGCUUUGUCCUCUUCCCAAUCAAGUACCACGAUGUCUGGCAGAUGUAUAAGAAAGCCGAAGCUUCCUUCUGGACCGCCGAAGAGAUUGAUCUUUCCAAGGAUCUGCACGACUGGAACAAGCGUCUCAACGACGACGAGCGUUUCUUUAUCUCACACGUACUCGCCUUCUUCGCCGCCUCUGAUGGUAUCGUUAACGAGAACCUUGUCGAGCGAUUCUCGAGCGAAGUACAAAUCCCCGAGGCGCGAUGCUUCUACGGCUUCCAGAUCAUGAUGGAGAACGUCCACUCCGAAACAUACUCUCUUCUUAUCGACACAUACAUCAGCGAUACCAGGCAGCGCAAGUACCUCUUCAAUGCCAUCGAAAACAUCCCAUGCAUCCGCAAGAAGGCCGACUGGGCUCUGCGAUGGAUCUCCGACAAAAACUCCACUUUCGCCAACCGUCUCGUUGCCUUUGCCGCUGUCGAGGGCAUCUUCUUCAGUGGUUCUUUUGCGUCCAUCUUCUGGCUCAAGAAGCGUGGUCUCAUGCCCGGCCUCACCUUUUCGAACGAGCUUAUCUCCCGUGACGAGGGCAUGCACACCGACUUUGCCUGCCUGCUCUUCUCCCUCCUCAACAACCGCCCCAGCAAUGAGGAAGUCCGUGCCAUCAUCACCGAAGCCGUCGAGAUUGAGCAAGAAUUCCUGAGCGACGCGCUGCCUUGCGCUCUGCUCGGCAUGAACGCUACCCUCAUGUGCCAGUACAUUGAGUUCGUCGCCGAUCGUCUGCUGUUGGCUCUCGGCAACACCAAGGUGUACAACGCCACCAACCCAUUCGACUUUAUGGAGAACAUUUCGCUUGCUGGCAAGACCAACUUCUUCGAGAAGCGUGUUGGUGACUACCAAAAGGCCGGUGUCAUGGCCAGCACAAAGAAGCAUGAGCAAAAGGACGGCACAUCAGGCCCUGCACCAGAGCCUCAAGGCCAGUCUGGUGACUUUUGCUUCGACGAGGACUUUUAAAUGCCUCGCGCAUUCUGUCCUUGCAUGUAUUUUCGAUCUUUCUUAUUGUAUACCACGUCGGACAUUUGGGGUUGGCUAGGUGCCGGGCACCUUGCGUCGGCAUAUUUGUCCCUUUUUGCAUUCUCGGGCCAUUGAUACACCUUUCACUUUGGCGCCACGGCGCAUUUGAUUUAUAUAGGCCUCUUAGAUGAGUGAUGCUGAGCAUGGAUGGAUCAACGACCUUGACUAGCUUGAAUACGAACACUUAAUAACUACGA
Molecule: messenger RNA, 1490 nt
Organism: Pyrenophora tritici-repentis Pt-1C-BFP
Lineage: Eukaryota; Fungi; Ascomycota; Dothideomycetes; Pleosporales; Pleosporaceae
Product: NrdF, Ribonucleotide reductase, beta subunit
Biological process (GO): deoxyribonucleotide biosynthetic process
Molecular function (GO): oxidoreductase activity
Source: RefSeq, a predicted model, not a curated record